CGUGAAGAUUUGUAUUAAAGUGGAAGUGAGUGCAUUCGUUUCAAACAAAUAUUUUUCUAAUUCAAAACCAGACUGAUUUAGAACCUUCCCUACAACAUGAAGUGGCAAACCAAUAUUCUUAUCAUCACAGUCCUUUUUGCGACCAAUUUUAAAACAUUAAAAGGAGUCGCUCUGGAUUGUUCGUAUGGAAUGGCAGAUUUUGCACAGGUUGGUAGCGUUUAUGCGUGUACUGCGAGAGUACUAUUUAAUGGAAUUGUAACUGAGAAUGUAACAGUAGUUUUCGGGAUUCAUCAAACGGGAAAGGGAAAUGAAGAUGUGCACGGAUUAUAUGUGGAGUUACAGAAUCUAGAUUUUGUCCCAGGAAAUAUCGAAUCUUUCUUUUCAAAUAUUAUUGCUAUUAAUUUACGGCACAACAGUAUAACAGCCGUCUUCAACAGGCAUUUAAUUCCAUUUCCAAACUUGCAACAUCUAUCGCUUUGGAAUAAUACAAUUACAUCAAUUGACGGCGAUCUUUUCGACGGACUGAAUUCACUGAGAUACAUUAGUUUCGAUAAUAACAACAUUAGACAUGUUGGCCACGAUUUAAAUUUACCGGUCGGUAGUGGUAGCAUACGAUUCUCUGCAAACGUUUGUAUCAGCCAAUCAGCAAACACACCCGACGAUGCUGCUAGCUUAAAACUAAAUUUGUUACGCAAUUGUCCGCCAACGAUAUCGCAAAUAGAAGACUCAUUAGAAAGACGACAAAAUUUUUUGACCCAUAUUGACCGUCAAGUCCAAAGUCUGAUUGACAGAGUUGCAUAUUUGGAGGCAAUUAUCGGAAGUCUAUUUGAGGCUAGUCCUGCCGAUCAACUUUCAAUUGAUCAGUCUGACAAAAAAUAUAACUAAAUGAGUUGCCGAUUCCAUACUUUCUUUCAAAAUUAGUGCGAGCGAAAUGAUU
This is a messenger RNA of Bradysia coprophila, 937 nucleotides long. RefSeq lists its product as uncharacterized. The record is from RefSeq and is a predicted model, not a curated record. NCBI's taxonomy places the organism in Eukaryota, Metazoa, Arthropoda, Insecta, Diptera, Sciaridae.